AUGCCGAGUUCAUCAAUACGCAUUUGUCUUUCUAAUCUUGUCUCUGCAACAGCUAUGAAGUGGCUCGUCUGUUUGUUGCUGUUGAGCUUGUCAUUUCCAAGCGCACCAUCGUCUACAAUACAAAGGCAAUCUAGGCAACCCGCUUCUGAACGCCAUCAAGCAGAAAUUGAGGUAAAGUGCACAGAUGCUCUACCCAAAAUCAUUGUUCAGCCAGAAAACGUUACAGUCUUUCUUAACGACAACGAGCCAUUUGAGGAUACACCUUGUACCGACUAUUUUUCAUUGUUGAAGCGGAAAGCAUUUAGAAAGAUUGCAGUGCGUGCUGCUGAUCGAUACAGAAAAAAUCAAAAGUGGGCUAAACGUCUCAACACAAUCCAAGUAUUACAAAGUCUCAACGUCGUCAAACUGUCUACUCUGUUAAGGCCACCGGAUUUAUCAAAGGUUUUAGACAGUAUGUCAGAAUUACAGCGAGUAAUCAACAACCCAAGGCUUUCUACAGAUAACUUGAUCAAUGCCUCAAGUCUUCCUUCAAAGUCAUUAGUCUACCGUUCUGCAGCCAUUCUUACAUCCGUCAAAGUAUUGAAUGCAACUCGUCGCACGGGACUGUUCUUGCCUGCAUCCAACAAAUGCCCGCCAUCCAAACAAUUGCUCAUCCCAUGUGAAGCAGAUACGGGAAGAAUUGAUUUCUAUUACAAUGGAGCACUUGUUAGCAGAGAUCACCCACGUUUUCUCUACAACAAACACGGACUACAAUUUCUGAGUACGGUUCGUGCUCUUGGUGGAAACUACACUUGUGUUGCUGUAAACGGUUGUGCAAGACAAUCAACUUCUGCAUUUAUUGACAUGCGUAGUUAUCGUUCUCGUAUUUCUAAUCGCAACUUUACCAAUUUGGUGAUGUACGGCAAGCAUACUUUUGUUACCUUUAGAAAGGUUUUUACACAGACGUCAACAUUUUCCAACGUCACUUCAUCAUUCUUUAAAUUGAAGAACGUCUCUACAGACAAAAUGACAUUUUCUAAUGUUAGCUCAAGUCACAUGGACGUAGUCAACUUGUCUGCAGUCAACAUGACAUUGUUCAACGUCAGUUCAGGCCACAUGGACUUAGUCAACUUGUCUGCAGUCAACAUGACUUUUUUCAACGUUAGUUCAAGCUACAUCAUGGACUUGUUCAACUUGUCUGCAGUCAACAUGAAUUUGUUCAACGUUAGUUCAAGCCACAUCAUGGACUUGUUCAACUUGUCUGCAGUCAACAUGACUUUUUUCAACGUUAGUUCAAGCCACAUCAUGGACUUGUUCAACUUGUCUGCAGUCAACAUGAAUUUGUUCAACGUUAGUUCAAGCCACAUCAUGGACUUGUUCAACUUGUCUGCAGUCAACAUGAAUUUGUUCAACGUCAGUUCAAGCGACAUGGACUUAGUCAACUUGUCUGCAGUCAACAUGAAUUUGUUCAAUUUCAGUGCAUCUUCUAUGGAUUUCGCCAACUUGUCUGCAGUCAACAUGACUUUUUUCAACGUUAGUUCAAGCCUCAUCUACUUGUUCAACUUGUCUGCAGUCAACAUGAAUUUGUUCAAUUUCAGUUCAUCUGUUAUGGAUUUCGCCAACUUGUCUGCAGUCAACAUGAAUUUGUUCAACGUCGGUUCAAGCCACAUGGAUUUAGUCAACUUGUCCGCAGUCAACAUGAAUUUGUUUAAUUUCAGUUCAUUGUUUUUGAAUAUCGCCAACUUGUCUGCAGUCAACAUGAAUUUGUUCAAUUUUAGUUCAUCAUUUUUGUAUAUCGCCAACUUGUCUGCAGUCAACAUGAAUUUGUUCAAUUUCAGUUCAUCUGUUAUGGAUUUCGCCAACUUGUCUGAAGUCAACAUGAAUUUGUUCAACGUCGGUUCAAGCCGCAUGGAUUUAGUCAACUUGUCCGCAGUCAACAUGAAUUUGUUUAAUUUCAGUUCAUUGUCUUUGAAUAUCGCCAACUUGUCUGCAGUCAACAUGAAUUUGUUCAAUUUUAGUUCAUCAUUUUUGUAUAUCGCCAACUUGUCUGCAGUCAACAUGAAUUUGUUCAAUUUCAGUUCAUCUUUUAUGGAUAUCGUCAACUUGUCUGCAGUCAAUAUGACUGUCAGCUUUCCUGCGUCCAGACACUUGUCAUUCAAGAAUGUCAAUGUCACGUCUCUUGUCAUUCUUAACAUGCGUCGGUUGUUAGCAAUAUCAUUCAUAAACAGCACUGUCAGCAACCUUGAACUGGAAAAGAAGAAAAUGAAACCAAUCAUCUCUACUGAUCUCAGCUCUCGUGUGAACAUUAGACCGUGAAUGCAUAUACAAUGCAUUCAAACCUCUUGCUAAGCAUGUCAGGUAACUUGUGAAGAAGCAAGUGAGGCAUCUUGUUCGAAAUACAUAGUAUAGUGUCUAUAA
Messenger RNA from Corticium candelabrum, 2397 nucleotides. RefSeq lists its product as uncharacterized. The coding region runs from base 1 to 2295 and encodes 764 amino acids. The record is from RefSeq and is a predicted model, not a curated record. The transcript is spliced from 3 exons. Lineage: Eukaryota; Metazoa; Porifera; Homoscleromorpha; Homosclerophorida; Plakinidae.